AUGCCGGAGUCGAGUGCGCUGGGCGAGCUGUUUAUCGAAGGGCCGUCGGACCCUGAUGCGCAAGCUACCGUCACGGACUUCAUCGACUACACAGAAUACCUCCCCUCAGACCUAGUCCGCUCGCUGACCUUGAUUCGCGGCCUCGAUGAACGGUAUGUGAACGCGACAGCGUCUGUCCAUGAGCUUACAAAGGUCUAUGGCCAGCUCCCAAACCUCCCCGCGGAGUCUCGUCCCCAGCCGCAUAUACUACGCAAGCAGAUAUCAGAGCAGCUACGGCGCGCGGUCAACGCCCGCGAAUCGGCCUAUGCAGAGUCCUGCCGUCUCUACGAUCUUGUGGACCACUAUGUUGAUCGCCUGGGGAGUAUAAAGUCUAAGCUAUGCACGAUACUGGCGAAUCUAGGCUCGGUGAAGGACGAAGAGAUUGCUACCGAGAAGAGACCAGGAACCGCAGAAGGAGCUGGUACAGCACCCAGGAUCACCCUUCGUGUGGAUGGCCAGAAGGCUUCGGGAGCUGCUCGUCGCCAGGAUACGGCAGCACAGAAAAAGUCAAGGAGCCAGAAACCUGCCGCCCUCAAGACUGGUGCUGCGCUGCCGGAAAGUCCAGCAGUAGCCGGCCCAUCCCUUAAUCUGCCUCUAGAUCAAGCCUUGGAAAGGACAAAAAAGGAAAAGCAGCCCAAGAAACAAAAGCCGGCACAGUCUACGAAUAGAUCAGCUGCCGAUGCAGCUAGGACAGCGCCAAUUCUGGAACCACCUCCCGAGGAUGCUGUGAUUGGUGGUGAGUAUCGGCCGUGGCUACGAUUAACAGAAUGGGAAAUGGCACGACUACGGAAGAAGAUGAAGAAAAAUAUAGUCUGGCAGCCCAGUGAUGUUAUGAUACAGCGAGAACUGGCCCUGGGAUCUCGUGGCUGGGAAGGGUAUCUAGCUGCCAAACAAAAGGCCGAGGAAGAAGGCACCGAGUUUGUGGAUUGCGAUGAUAUCAUGAACACCUAUUCCCCAAGUGUACCCGCCUUCAAAGGUGCUGGAAUGCCGCCGCAGUUAAGGAAUGAGGAAAACAAAACCGUUCUCAAUCGAGGUAUGAAACUCAACGAAGCCAAGAAGCAGAAGCGUGAGAGUCUGGCUCGGGAACAAGCCGCUGCCCUGGCCGCUGCGGAAGCGGAAAUGGCAGCCAAACGUCUUGGAAAUAUUGGAUCUACCUUCAAGAAUCUGUUCUCGAGUCCUGUGCAACCGUCACAGACUCCGGCUCCCACACUACCAACUCCAUCUGUGCCACCUGUUGCUGCUGCUGAUAGUGUCCAAAGCACUGGACCUUUAAGCAAUAAUGCCAACAGCAGCAAUAAUGUUAAUAAUGCCUCUUUAGCUAAUGAUUCAACAGCUAUGCCUAGGCUGAAGAUAAAACCGAGCACGUCCAAGAAGAGGAAACAUGAUGAAUUAGUUGAUGCUGUACCUUCUGGACAAGAAAAGGGCGGUUCAAGGCCUACAUCCGCUGGAGCCAGCCCAUCGACCAAACCUUCCCAAAAAAGGCUACAGCUCACAAUGCCCGCUUCUGAGAACCAACCUCCUACCACUGGGGCGAAGAAGACUGCUAAGCCUACAAUAUCACUAAAACUUCCCGUCCUUCCACCCAGGCCAGGCUCCAAACUAUCUUCCCCCAUGACUUCCCCUGCCGAGCCAAAAUCGGCUGUUGAAUCCUCAACCCGCCGGCGUUUAUCUGGUGUCUCCAAGGCCAUACGCAGCGCUACUCCUCCCGCGGUAGCUAGGACAUCAUCCCGUCGCCGCUCAAUUACAUCCGGAUCGGUUGAUUCUACAACCCGUGAUCGCCUCCGACGUAAGAGCACAACUCCAGCCAUCAAGGACCUCUCUACUAACCAAACAGCCACCACGACCGCUGCAGGGACAGCAGUCGCUCCCGCAGUAACGGCAGCCGGACGACGCAGCAAACGGCCUGCCCCUGGUCCUGUGACUGCCGGGGAGGACGGAGGCUCGGCAGUCAGCAUAGGUAAACGAAAAGCCAAGCCGGCAGUCAAGAAGAAACGAGACCAAAAGGACAGCAAUAUAUCGUCCAAAACUGAGGACAUCCGUAUUGAUGAAGACGGCGUGGUUGAAGAGAUUGAUCCUAACGAGCCACGGUACUGUCUCUGCGGAGACGUGAGCUUCGGAACUAUGAUAUGCUGUGAAGACGAUGAUGUGAGUGACGUCGAACGAAGUGUUGUUGCUUGUUUGCUAAGUGUGUCGUUUUUCGCUCCUGUCACCUGUUUCCUCUUUACUUCUGCAUUCCUUUCCCCGGUGUAUCUUUUUGUUUGA
This is a messenger RNA of Trichophyton verrucosum HKI 0517, 2301 nucleotides long. Its product is annotated as PHD finger domain protein, putative. The record is from RefSeq and is a predicted model, not a curated record. The transcript has a single exon. Gene Ontology annotation, cellular component: Rpd3L complex; Rpd3L-Expanded complex; nucleus. Bases 1 to 2301 code for a protein of 766 amino acids. Gene Ontology annotation, biological process: regulation of DNA-templated transcription. NCBI's taxonomy places the organism in Eukaryota, Fungi, Ascomycota, Eurotiomycetes, Onygenales, Arthrodermataceae.